UUUUGGGAGCGCGUGGUAUUCUGGGAGUGCAAGGCCCGCCAUUCGCCCCGCUCACGCCUUCUCUCUCGCAGUUGUCGCAGCUCCGAAGAGGAGGAAGAAGGGGCACGAGCCGCACUCUCCUCCUGCCGAGAUGUCCAUCGGUGUGCCGAUCAAGGUCCUGCACGAGGCCGAGGGCCACAUCGUGACCUGCGAGACCAACACCGGCGAGGUGUAUCGGGGCAAGCUCAUCGAGGCGGAGGACAACAUGAACUGCCAGAUGUCCAACAUCACGGUCACGUACAGAGACGGCCGAGUGGCACAGCUGGAGCAGGUGUACAUCCGGGGCAGUAAGAUCCGCUUUCUGAUUUUGCCUGACAUGCUGAAAAACGCACCGAUGUUAAAGAGCAUGAAAAACAAGAACCAAGGCUCGGGCGCCGGCCGGGGCAAAGCUGCUAUCCUGAAGGCCCAGGUGGCUGCAAGAGGACGAGGACGUGGAAUGGGACGUGGAAACAUCUUCCAGAAGCGACGAUAACUCCCCGUCGAACAGAAUUUUGCCCUUCUUUUUUCUUUUAGGUCAUCUGGGUUCAGGGUGGGUGCUCGUGUGUGUGUCAUAGGUUUCCUGUUGGCAUCUUUCUCUUUAGAUCAGGGGAAGUGUUAAACUAAAUAAAUCUGGUUGUUUGGUUUUUUGAGAAAAGGA
Molecule: messenger RNA, 676 nt
Organism: Lepus europaeus (European hare)
Lineage: Eukaryota; Metazoa; Chordata; Mammalia; Lagomorpha; Leporidae
Gene: SNRPD3
Product: small nuclear ribonucleoprotein D3 polypeptide
Exons: 4
Coding region: 131-511 (126 amino acids)
Biological process (GO): spliceosomal snRNP assembly; RNA processing
Cellular component (GO): U4 snRNP; pICln-Sm protein complex; U5 snRNP
Molecular function (GO): RNA binding
Source: RefSeq, a predicted model, not a curated record